GACCAUUAUUGUGUUAAUUAAUUAAUGGAUGUUGCACUCCACACAUGCUUUUCAAGAGUUAGAGAAAUGUGACAACUGUUUUUUCAGAUCAGCCUCUUCAAGAACAAACCAGAAAAACAAAGACAAACGUACUACUAAUUUUAUAGCAGUAGUAAAAAUCAGGCUUUCCACUUUCUUUUUUCUUCUUCUUUUUUGACUUUGCACCUAAAAAGGUCCUUACAUUCCCCUUUUCAAGUACUUAAAAGGCUAUUUUUUAUUCCAAUCUUACCAAUUAUUUGAUAAAGACUCAAUUUUUAUAUCAUUUCUUGGGUACCCAAAAAGCCAUUUCGAUUCCAAUCUCAACAUUAUUGGAUAACGACUCAAUUUUUGCUGUUAAAUUCUCAUUUCUUGAGUACCCAAAAGGCCAUUUUGGUUUAUAAAGACUCAAUUUUUGCUGUUUGAAUGUCAUUUUUGAGUAUCCAUAAGGCCAUUUUUUAUUGCAAUCUCACCAUUAUUUGAUAAACACCCAAUUUUUGUGGUUUAAAUUCUCAUUUCUUGAGUACCUUUUGGUUUCAAUCUUACCAAUAUUGUAUAAAGAAUCAAUUUUUACUGUUUAAUUGUCAUUUCUUGAGUACCCAAAAGGCCAUUUUUGAUUCAAAUCUUACCAAUAUUGGAUAAAGACUCAAUCUUUGCUGUUUAAAUGUCAUUUCUUGAGUACCUAAAUGGCUAUUGGUCUAAAUCCUUACCUUCUUUGAUAAAGAAGUAAUAUUUCUGUGUAAAUUUUUUGUCGGUAUGGCAAUUUAUCUGCAAAUGGGGUAGCAGAAGAUCCAAAAAUGUGCAGUAAUUGAAUGAAUUCUUGUUGAACAAAAAUUAGUGCAAUGGAGUCAAGAAUGGAUCAGUAUGAGAUCAUGGAACAGAUUGGUCGUGGAGCAUUUGGUGCAGCAAUUCUAGUACAUCAUAAGCAGGAGAGAAAGAAGUAUGUGUUAAAGAAGAUUCGUUUGGCUAGACAGACAGAGAGAUGUAGGAGAUCUGCUCAUCAAGAGAUGGCGUUGAUUGCACGGAUUCAACACCCAUUUAUUGUUGAGUUCAAGGAAGCAUGGGUAGAGAAGGGUUGCUAUGUUUGCAUUGUUACUGGCUACUGCGAAGGUGGCGAUAUGGCUGAACUGAUGAAGAAAGCAAAUGGACAAUAUUUUCCAGAAGAGAAACUUCUGAAGUGGUUCACUCAACUACUGCUGGCGGUAGAAUAUCUGCAUUCAAAUUAUGUGCUGCACCGUGACCUUAAAUGCUCAAAUAUCUUUCUAACCAAGGAACAAGAUGUUCGCCUUGGGGAUUUUGGGCUUGCAAAAACAUUGAAGGCAGAUGACUUGGCUUCUUCUGUAGUUGGAACGCCCAAUUACAUGUGCCCGGAACUUCUCGCAGAUAUUCCUUAUGGUUUCAAGUCAGAUAUUUGGUCCCUAGGCUGCUGUAUGUAUGAAAUGGCUGCUUAUCGACCUGCAUUUAAAGCAUUUGACAUGGCGGGGUUGAUAAGCAAGAUUAACAGAUCAUCUAUUGGGCCUCUUCCAUCUUGUUAUUCUCCAUCCUUGAAAACACUUAUUAAAGGCAUGCUAAGAAAGAAUCCUGAGCAUCGUCCUAGUGCUUCCGAGAUCCUGAAGCACCCAUAUUUGCGUCCAUAUCUUGAGCAAUACCGACCAUCCUUUAUUACUCAUGUUGCAAGCUAUCCCGAAAAACCUCUCAGUACUGGCCGCGACUCAAGAAAGCAUAUGGCAGAAAGCCAAAGUAGUACCAGUUCUUGUAGUGAUAAAGAUAGUUUGAAGUCAAAGGAGAAAAACAUCCAAAGCAGGGAUUAUAGGGGCACUGAUGUAGAUGUUGCAUUUGUUGAUGAUGAUAUUGACUUUAGGCAACUUCAUUCCUUUGACGAAAAUCAUGAAGAUGAUACCUUUCCUGAAGACACAGAUGACUUUGAAUCUAAGAACAUUAUUGAUGACGAGAGGAAAUGUGACGCAGAAGCUAAGCGACCUAGAGCAAUAAAAAAUAUUAUGUUGGCUGUGAAAGAAGAAAAAAUGAGAGAGCAUAGUUCCCCAAUGAGAGGCAACCGAGCGAAGGUUGGUGCACAGAAAGCUAACAUUGAAGCAUUACCAAAGGUCCCAAAACCAAGUUCAGUUGCUCCUUCUAAACCCGAUGCAGAGAUUCCAUCUCCCGGAUCAACAAAGGCUUCAAGGAAUCACGGAAUGCAUGCUUUGAAGCAUCAGAUGCCUGUCAUAGAGUCCAGUCCCAGGACUAAACCUAGACGUGAGGGUAUCCCCUCGUCUGGUCCUUCAAAGUAUGUUGCUGAAGAUGGAUUUCCUGCAAAGCCAAGAUUGCGAACACCUCCUAACUUUACUAGACGACCAUCAUUCCCCAGAAGGAUGAAGCAAGAGGAGCAUGAUGCCUCAAAUACUCCUAACAAUAAUGUUAAGUCUGGUCACAGUGACAAUUCUCCAUGUCUUGAAAGGGUUCCUGAUUCUACUCCUGAUGGCUGCCAUACACAUGCUACAAAGAAUUGUGUACAACAUUCUCGAAGAGUUUCAUUUGGAGCUUCAAAAGAAACACAAGCAGAAAGUAGCGUUUCUGCUUCUUCUUCUGUAUCAAUUCAAGGAUUUGAACUUUGUGACGAUGCAACAACUCCUUUUAUAAAUUUGACAGAGCAGAUGCUCCAAGGUCAUGAAAGAGCUACUGAGACUGAAACCACAAGAUCAAGGCCCUCCUGGUCAACCACUAACUCGUCUCACUCGGAGAUUGCUUUUAGUAUAGAGGAAACCCAUGAUAAUAAGAAUUCUGAGCCAAGCUCCAUCAGAAAGUAUGACGAGCAGCACAUUGUGGAUGUUGGUGCUUGCAAUGAGAAAUCAAAUUCAACUGUGGCCACUGGCAGUGCCCUCCCUUGCUCCAAGGAAAUGGCGGUCUUUGAAGAUCAGUCUACAACUUGCAGACUUGAUGUUAUGACUGAUCAUUUGCCUCUAUCAGACCCCACUUCAACAUCAUCAGGGGACGAUAAGUUUAUGGUGAAGUUAUCCUCAACAACAGAAAUUGCCUCUCCCAUUGCUCCUCCCGCUUCAUUUAGCCAAACUAGUCUGCCACACUCAGACAUCACUUCAAAAUCCGAUGAUGAUGACAAGUUUAUUACAAUGGAGCUCUUGUGCACUCCCACUGAAAGUACUACUCCUUCACUCCCUACUUUGUCACCUGCUCUAAAUAAUCUAUUGUCAGAGAAGGGAAUUGCUCCAAAAACAGCUCCAUCUCAGCUUACACCAGCUUCUGAUGACGUCAUACAUGUCAUACGACAUAGUAGUUUCCGAGUGGGUAGUGAGCAGCCUGUGAUGGACACAGUGGAGAGAAAUGUUGACGUUGGGAAAUUGAUAAAUGUGGUAAGGGAUGAAGUUGUUAAUGACAGUGUAGGUGCUGUGGGGGCUCCAAGUGCUGCUACUUCUCCUGGACCAGUGAUUCUUAAAUCCAAUAUCCUUGAUGGUGUCCAUAAUAAGAAGAUUGAUGUAAGAAACCACAGCAGUCCUACUUCUUCAGUACAACGAUUAGGUUCUCCAGAACCGGCUGCAGAGGAGGAAAGGACAAUAAAGGAAACGUUGGAUGUCAAGUCUUUUAGACAGAGAGCAGAUGCACUUGAAGGUCUACUAGAAUUAUCUGCUGACUUGCUGGAGCAAGACAGAUUAGAAGAGCUUGCUGUUGUUCUAAAACCAUUCGGAAAGAACAAGGUCUCACCGAGGGAGACAGCUAUCUGGUUGGCCAAGAGUAUGAAAGGAAUGAUGCUUGAAGAUUCUGCACGAAAUUCAUGAUCCACUAUGCAGAUUUGUAUUUGCAAGUACUUGUUUUAUAGUGUUGCUCACUCACUUGUUCAUCUUUUUCAUUUUUUUUCGUCGUUCAACUUCCUAUUGAAUUCAGGAAGAGAAGCAGUUAAAAGAGGUGCUUAACUUCCUAUUUCACAUUAGUGUGUAUGUAAUUCAUUUACUUUAGUAAUUGUAAAUAGAUGAAUAGAAACUUGAAUAAAUCUUUGAUCUGCAAGUGUAAGGAUAUUUGAUGUUGUACACAAUUACAACUCUUGAGAAAUGCCAUAAUUCCUUCCCAACUUCCAUUA
This is a messenger RNA of Capsicum annuum, 4102 nucleotides long. RefSeq names its product serine/threonine-protein kinase Nek5. NCBI's taxonomy places the organism in Eukaryota, Viridiplantae, Streptophyta, Magnoliopsida, Solanales, Solanaceae. Gene Ontology annotation, molecular function: ATP binding; protein kinase activity. The coding region runs from base 858 to 3803 and encodes 981 amino acids. The record is from RefSeq and is a predicted model, not a curated record. The transcript is spliced from 14 exons. Gene Ontology annotation, cellular component: cortical microtubule. Gene Ontology annotation, biological process: microtubule-based process; protein phosphorylation.